UCAUUUCUCAACAAUUCCUCACCGCAGGAGCCUCAGAAGCCCCCACCAGGCCAGCUCUCCUCCUGCCACAACUCCCCACAGCAUGAAGGUCUCCGCGGCUGGCAUUACCUUCUUCUUCCUCAUCACCAUCGCCCUAGGUGAUGGUGAAUUCAAGACUGAAUUCUCCUCAGGGGGACCUUACCAACCCACGGAGUGCUGUUUCGCCUACACUACUCACAGGAUCCCCCGUCAGCGGAUUGUGGCUUAUUAUGGGACCAACGGCCAGUGCUCCAAGCCUGGAAUUGUCUUCGUCACCAAAAGAGGCAAAUCCAUCUGCGCCAACCCCAAUGACCAGUGGGUCCAGGACUAUAUCAAGGGCAUGGAGGAGAACUGAGUGCCCCAGAGUGGGUGGAGAAGGCACAGCUCAGAGAAGGCACAGCUAAAGAGAAGAUGCCAAGGCCCCCGUCCUCCGCCCAUCCCUAACUCUCAGCCCCAGCAACCCUCUGGGAGCUUCCCUGCCUUGAAUUAAAGACCACUCAUGCCCUUC
Saimiri boliviensis boliviensis (Bolivian squirrel monkey) is the source of this 526-nucleotide messenger RNA. It is a transcript of the gene CCL14, whose product is annotated as C-C motif chemokine ligand 14. Gene Ontology annotation, biological process: positive regulation of GTPase activity; cell chemotaxis; positive regulation of cell migration. Lineage: Eukaryota; Metazoa; Chordata; Mammalia; Primates; Cebidae. Gene Ontology annotation, molecular function: chemokine activity; CCR chemokine receptor binding. Gene Ontology annotation, cellular component: extracellular region. The record is from RefSeq and is a predicted model, not a curated record.